This is a messenger RNA of Wallemia ichthyophaga EXF-994, 996 nucleotides long. RefSeq lists its product as uncharacterized. NCBI's taxonomy places the organism in Eukaryota, Fungi, Basidiomycota, Wallemiomycetes, Wallemiales, Wallemiaceae. The coding region runs from base 1 to 996 and encodes 331 amino acids. The record is from RefSeq and is a predicted model, not a curated record. The transcript has 6 exons.
AUGGGGCGUAAAUCAGCGACCAAGAAGAAGCAAGUGGAGGAAGAGGAGGAGUAUGAGAUUGAUUCUAUUAUAGAUGCCAUGAUUGGUGGUGUACGGGGGAGACCUAAAACUCUCAGCUAUUUUGUCAGUUGGAAGGGAUACCCAGAAUCUGAUAAUUGCUGGGUAACGGACGGUGACGCGAACAAUGCAAGCGAAUUGGUUAAGAAGUUCUGGUAUCAUAACCCAGACUUAUACGUUGAUCUCGGUUUGAAGCCUAACAAGGUGGAGAAGCCACAGUCUCUGAUUAAUCGCGAGAAAGGCAAGGAUAUCCAACAGGAGGAGGAUUUGAAUGACAAUAACGAGGAUCAACAGCACAACCGUACUUUCCUCAAUCCUCCUCAUUCUCCUGAUGAAAGUGACUUGGACAAUGGCUUAGACCAUGACGUAGACAAUCAUUCCAAUGAGGAUCAUCAUCCUGCUAUUCCCGCUGAUGAUGCUGACGAUGCUGACGAUGCUGACGAUGCUGACGAUGCUGCCGAUGCUGCUCACAGUGAUAAAGCUGCUACGGUUGAUCCUGAGCCUGAAUCUGAUACUCAUUCUCACUCUAAACUCCACUCUCACUCUCAAACUCUCUCUCAGCCUCCCUCUCGCCCUAAAAGAGGCAGAGGUCGCCCUUCAAAAGCCUCUCUUGGACUAAAUCCCACUGAAAAACAAACAAAGUCCAAAAAGUUCAAAAUUUCCUCCUAUGACGAUGCUCCACGUUGGGAUAACCACCUCGACAUCUUGGGCGUCAGUCGCUCAGAUGUUCCCGGUGAAAAAGCCAUGUUCAAAGUCCAGUUCGAUGAUGCGCGUGUCAAUGUCUAUGGUUUUGAAGAGCUUGUUGAGAGAGCUCCAAAGACACUCUGCAGAUAUCUCUCUAUGUACAUGGACUUCGACAAAGCUCAAACAGAUAACAGUGAACCGUCUAGACCUCUGAAAAGACACAACCAAGACGGUAAAACGUUUUUUGAAGUUUGA